This is a messenger RNA of Labrus mixtus (cuckoo wrasse), 2850 nucleotides long. RefSeq names its product abhydrolase domain containing 6, acylglycerol lipase b (gene abhd6b). Bases 1420 to 2442 code for a protein of 340 amino acids. Lineage: Eukaryota; Metazoa; Chordata; Actinopteri; Labriformes; Labridae. The record is from RefSeq and is a predicted model, not a curated record. The transcript is spliced from 10 exons.
CUUGGACCAAGAAUUAAAGAAGAAAUCCGUCUGCCGUGUAUGAACAGGAUGUGAGAGUUGUUCAAUUUAGACCUGGGGACAGAGUCCACCAAUAGUGACUCAAGCGCUCUCUUGUCUUUAAAUUAGAGCUUCAGAUUCACACCAACACCGAUUUAUUAGGGAGGUGCUUCUGUCCAAAAUAACAUACAAAUCAAGUAAGUUAAUUUGUUAUAAUUUGUUCAUUUUGUGACAAUUUCAAUUAAUAACAAAAAUGAAGUGUCGCUAAUAUUAUUUUGUCUUCAUGUCACAGAACAUUUACGCAUGUACUCAGACAGUUUCAAAGCAAAGUUCUAGAAAUAUGUUUCUAUUUUUGUCAGCACUGUUGCAGCAUCUUGCCUUUAUAAUUUACUGAUAUUAAGUUCUCUCGAAUACUGACCUCCUCAUUAUUCUGGACAUAUCAGACAAUAACAACAACUCUAAGAACUUAAAAGUGUCUUCAGUGAGAGGCAAAGAGUCAAAACUAUAAUUUACUAAAUGCUCUGUAAGCCAUGAAACGGCAACACUUCUUCCAUUAGAAAUUCAUGCUGGAUACUUUAGUCAAGCAGAUGCACCCGCUGUAAAGACAAUAAGACUUUAAACCGGCUUCAUUCAAACAGGAGUGCAAUUUAAAAUAAGACAAAGAGAAAUAAAACAACCUUGAUUAAAAACAGAAAAAAACAAUUGCAGCACAAAACAACCACAGACUUUUGAAUAUGAUGUAAGACACACUAUUACAUAGAUAGAUCAUUUGUUCAGCAUUUUACAUUUUUUCCAGCUUUACAAAAAAUAAAAAUAAAUCAAAACACUUUCGUGGAAACAAAACCCCACUUUGGUGUGAGUGUCUGUCUUUGUUGGAGGGCUGCUGAUAUGCUGGGCAAAUGAUUGAAGAGACAUAUAUUUAUAUAAACCUUUUUUUCCACUGUAGUUUGACCAAUAAUCAUUUAUUGCUCAACUGUAAAUGUGCUUUUACUGACUACUGCUGUUUUGUCAAUCAAUUCAUCAUGUAAAGUACUCACUCUUUCUUUAUUGCACCCUUUGAUCUGAGAUGUGUCCAGCUCAGAAUCAAGCCGUUGUCCGUACGUUCACUUUAAAAGAUUGACCGAAUAGUCUCAGUGUCCCGCUUUCCCUAAUGAUGAGUAAUAAUCAAUGAGGAUAUCCAGAGCAAACAUGAUCUCCUGGGACCAACUGCAUUCCGCCGGGACACUUCGUUUUUAGACUCUGAGUUUUUAGAAAGACAAGUAGACUUUCUGCUUUCACACAUCAUCAACAACACCCCAAUACAUGUGAAAGUAUCUGCCUGCUGUGACACAAAUCAACAGAAUCAGAGGUGAACCAUCGAUCACAUGUGUCUGCCUGAGACAGAAGAAACAAAGGGGAAAAGAAAUCAUCUGAAAGCGAGCCAUGGCAGCUGAUCUAGACGUGGUGAACCUAUUUAUCAUUGCGGGGGGAACACUGGCUAUUCCCAUCCUGGCCUUUCUGGCUUCCUUCCUGCUCUGGCCGUCAGCUCUCAUCAAAGUCUAUUACUGGUACUGGAGGAGGACUCUGGGCCUGCAGGUGCGAUACGCAGACUGCGGUGGUUAUCGCUUCUGUUACUCCUACAGAGGGAAGCCUGGGAUGAGACCCUCCAUCUUAAUGCUGCAUGGCUUCUCUGCCCACAAAGACACAUGGCUCACUGUAGUCAAGUAUCUACCCAAACAUCUGCACAUUGUGUGUGUUGACAUGCCCGGCCAUGAAGGAACAACUCGGACCAACACAGAGGACUACUCCAUUCAGGGCCAGGUCAAAAGGAUCCAUCAGUUUGUGGAAUCUGUUCGACUAAACAGAAAACCUUUUCAUCUGGUGGGAAACUCCAUGGGAGGAAAUGUAGCUGGAGUUUACGCGGCCUGCUUUCCCUCACAGAUCUGUAGCAUGACUCUCAUUUGUCCAGACGGUAUAAGACACCCAUGUGAGACCAAAUUUGACAAUCAUCUGCAGGACCUGGAGCACAGCAAUUACACAUUAAACAUCCCGCUGAUCCCAACUACUACCGAGGAGAUGGAGGACAUGUUCAGACUUUGUUCUCACGUUCGCUUUAAAAUCCCUCAGCAGAUUCUUCAAGGAUUGGUAGAUGUCCGGCAGCCUCACAACACAUUUUUCCAAGAAGUAUUUAUGGAGAUCGUUGGUAAGGAAUCCAGAUAUGCCUUGCAGGAACACUUACAUCUCAUCACUGCACCUUUACAAGUGAUAUGGGGCAAACGGGAUCAGGUGGUUGAUGUUUCUGGAGCUACAGUCAUUGCAGAAGUGUUGCCCGGAUGCAGGGUUGACCUGCUGGAGAACUGUGGGCACUCAGUGGUGAUGGAGAGACCUUGUAGGACUGCGAAACUCAUCCUGGAGUUCAUCAUCAUGCAGCAAGACGCCCGAGGCGGAACAAAGAAAUCUUCCUGAACCAAAUACUUUUUCCUCAGAGCUUUUUUUUACUGUAAUGCUCUAACAGGCUCCUAAAUGACAUGCAUAUGUAUCGAUGCCCAAUCCCACACAUUAAAACACUCAUUUCACUCACUUCUUUCAGCAUUUCUAAUAUAAAUAAAAUAAAUCCUACUUUAUCAUUAUAUUAAAAUCCCCUUGCAUUAAUGUUGUCAGAUGUAAGAAUGUGUUCUUGCAGAGGUGCCUGUGCUUGCAGCAGGACCUCCUCCCCUCCUGCAGCAGCCUGCCUGUGUAAGCAGUCAGUUCAGUGUGGCUGCAGCCUGAAUCCAGCGGCAAACAUCAGUGACUGACUGCGUCCUUUAAUGCUACCCGUAGGCCGCUGAUUCUGUACAAUAAGAGACAAAGUAACACGAAAGUGAACUGGUAAGG